AUGGCCGAAGAAGAAGAAGAAUCAGAGCUCAGCGAUAAGCACAAAGUGGAAAUCGCCAAAUGGUUCCUCCUCAACUCCCCUCCUGGGGAAAUCCAAUAUGUUGCCAAAGAUGUGAAAUCCAUUCUCAGCAGCGACGAUUUGUACAAUGAGGCCGCUUCCGAGGCUUUUCCCUUUUACAACAAAUCCCACUUAAUUUCCCUUCAAAUGGCCAAUCGAAGCGGAGACGUACUGGUUACUUCGUUUGGCGAGCUUGAGGGAAAUGCAUUUCUUGAACCGAGGACUGCCCAAGUAGCAAUUGUUGACCAUAUUAAACAAGUUUGUACAGAGGUGAGACCUGCCACAGACGAAGAACUUCCAUCUCCAUAUAUUGAAGAAUUUCGAUGCAAUCUGGAUGCUGAAAUUCUUAAAUAUGUUGAAGAAGCUUAUCCGAAAGGUGUCUGCUCUGUUUACUGCAUAAAUGGGAAGGAUGUAGAGGGCCCAGGUUCUGAUUUUGAGCUUGCUGUGGUUAUUUCUGCCGCUAGGCAUAGCCCACAGAAUUUCUGCAACGGGAGUUGGUGUUCAAUAUGGAAUAUUGUUUUCAAAGAUGAACGUCAAACAGUACAAGUAAAGGGUAAAAUUCAGGUGGGUGCCCAUUAUUUUGAGGAAGGAAAUGUGCAGUUAGAUGCGAAACACGAACGCAAAGAUGCAACACUUUUUCAGGGCCCCGAAGAAUGUGCACUUGCCAUAACAAGCAUUAUUCGUCAUCAUGAAGCGGAGUACCUUGCUUCUCUUGAGGCAUCAUAUCUAAGCCUUUCUGAUUCGACUUUCAAGGAUCUUCGGAGAAAGCUUCCUGUAACCCGCACCUUAUUUCCAUGGCAUAAUACUUUGCAAUUUAGCUUGACAAGAGACAUAUCAAAAGAACUUGGCAUUGGAAAGUAA
This is a messenger RNA of Sphenostylis stenocarpa, 918 nucleotides long. The record is from the annotation of a GenBank genome assembly. Lineage: Eukaryota; Viridiplantae; Streptophyta; Magnoliopsida; Fabales; Fabaceae.